Oncorhynchus tshawytscha (Chinook salmon) is the source of this 2230-nucleotide messenger RNA. Its product is annotated as synaptotagmin-1. The coding region runs from base 105 to 1190 and encodes 361 amino acids. The transcript is spliced from 8 exons. The record is from RefSeq and is a predicted model, not a curated record. Gene Ontology annotation, cellular component: axon; synaptic vesicle membrane; dense core granule. NCBI's taxonomy places the organism in Eukaryota, Metazoa, Chordata, Actinopteri, Salmoniformes, Salmonidae. Gene Ontology annotation, biological process: calcium ion-regulated exocytosis of neurotransmitter; cellular response to calcium ion; synaptic vesicle endocytosis. Gene Ontology annotation, molecular function: phosphatidylserine binding; syntaxin binding; calcium-dependent phospholipid binding.
UCCUGUAACUCCCUUUUGCUGGAGAACUGCAUGGAUGAAGGAUUGAGUAAUACAGUCUUCAAGUAGGCUGCGGUAAUAAGGAUACAAACUGCACUGGUCCUGAAAUGCCAAGAUGGGCCAUUUACACCAUCUUUGCCGUCAUCGUCUUGCUGUUUUUGGUGUGUAUUAUUUGGGUCUUUGUGAAAUACUGCUGCAAGAGCAAGAAAAAGAGAAAGAACAACCCGGACCAUCAGAUCAAUCUACAAGGGGUGACUGGUUCCACGACUACAUCGCUAGUCCAACCUGACUCGGAUGAUGCAAACUACGGCUCAGCUAAAAACCGUGGAAGACUACUCUACUCUCUGGAAUACAAGGCACAAGAGCUGACAGUGGGGAUUAAACAGGCUACAGCACUGCCAGCUAUGGACCUGGGAGGCACCUCUGACCCCUAUGUUAAAGUCUACAUCACCCCCAACAAGUCAAAGACAUUCGAGACUAAGGUCUACAGGAAAACCCUUAACCCCAUUUUCAAUGAACACUUCACAUUUGAGAUUGACAAAGCUGAGCUCAAUGAGUCCACCCUAGUCAUGAAGGUGUUCGACUUCGAUAGGUUCUCCAAACAUGACAUCAUCGGGGAGCUGAGGCUGCAGCUCGGAACCAUUGACUGGAAUCAUGUGAUCGAGGAGUGGAAAAACCUUAGUGAACCCUCCAAGUCUGAGGAUAUCAUUCUGGGGGAGAUCUGCUUCUCAUUGCGUUACGUCCCGACCUCCAGCAAACUGACUGUUGUCAUCCUGGAAGCCAAGAACCUAAAGAGUAUGGAUUUAGGGGGCUCAUCAGAUCCCUAUGUAAAAGUACAGCUAGCUUUGGACAAGAAGAAGUGGAAGAGAAAGAAGACAUCUGUUAAAAAGUGCACACAAAAUCCCUACUUCAACGAAUCUUUUACAUUUGUGGUGUCAUUUGAACAAAUUCAAAGGCUUCAGCUGGUGAUUUCCGUGUGGGACCAUGACAAGUUUACCAGGAACGAUGCUAUUGGGAAGAUCUUCCUGGGUUGUGAUGCUACAGGGAACCAGCAGAGGCACUGGGCAGACAUGCUGUCCAACCCCCGUAAGCCUGUGGCCCAGUGGCACAACCUGUUUUCCAGUGAACAGGUGGACUCCAUUCUCGAACUCAAACACUCAGUCAGGAUCCCCUUCAUUAAUAAGAACUUUUGAGAAAACUUAGACUUGCUUGCCAGACUCAUGACACUCCAGCGACUGUUGGGAAGACGCUAGAAAUAACCAACUUCCGUCCUCUACUUCAGUUAGCUAAUAGCAGCUUGGAGGCUCGAGCACUUUUAAACGCUGAUAAAAUGUUCCAAUAUGCAUGCUGGACAUCCGGAUUUAAAUAGUUGCAAUUUGUAUAGACAUGUUAUGAAAUACAUACGUGACAGGUCCAGUUAAGAAUAGGAAAAUAAUCUAUUUUCUAUGUAGCCCAUUGUUUAUUGGUUUUAUACUCAAGUUGAAUAUAGCAUUUACAGUCAAACCUAAAUGCUGCACAGACAGUAUGACUAGCAUACAAAAAGACUCCAUGGCCUGGGAGAGCAUACUGUAGGCCCACCCACUUGGGAGCGAGGCACACACACUGGGAAGUCAGGCCCAGCCAAUCAGAUUUGUUUUUCCCAACAAAAGGGCUUUAUUAUUCAUCAGCUGUCCUGGUGGCUGGUCUCGGAUGAUCCCGCAGGUAAAGAAGCCGAAUGUAUGGAGGUCCUGGGCUGGUACGUUACACGUGGUCUGCGGUUGUGAGGCCAGUUGAAUGUACCGCCAAAUUUUUGAAAACCCAUGUUGGAGGCGAUUUAUGGUAGAGAAAUUUACAUUAAAUUUUCUGGCAACAACUCUGGUGGACAUUCCUGCAGUCAGCAUGCCAAUUGCACGCUCCCUCAAAUUUUGUGGCAUUGUGUUGUGUGACAAAACUGCACAUUCUAGAAUGGCCUUUUAUUCUCCCCAGCACAAGGUGCAGCUGGUUAAUCUGCUUCUCGAUAUGCCACACUUAUCAGGUAGAUGGAUUAUCUUGGCAAAGGAGAAAUUAUCACCAACAGGGAUGCAAACACAUGUGUGCACAACAUUUGAGAGAAAUAAGCUUUUUUUGCAUAUGGAACAUUUCUGUGAUCUUUUAUUUCAGCUCAUGAAACAACGGACCCAUACUUUGCAUGUUGUAUUUAUACUCUUAAUUGAUGGAAAUAUGCAAUAAAUCCAUGUAUGGCUUCUCAUUUCCA